CCUCUACCACAAAAUGGCCAAAGGGCCACCUCUUGCUCUCACACUCUAAGAAUUAAUUCUUAUUCUCUUCAGUUUCUUGGUUUUAAUUUGCUCCUCUAUUUUUAACAAUAGAGAAUCCGACGGCUGCAGUGCUGUGGCGAUUGGAGAGCGCCGCCCGAAACAUCCCGAUUAACCGCAACUGGAACGGACCAUGAAAACUACCAAUCUCGGACUGUACGCUUUCCGUUUAACCUUCGGUCAGGCGCCUCCGCUGUCCGCACAGUCCACGACGCACCUUAGCCAUGGCUUUACCACCAGCUCAUCGGCGCCAAACCGUGUGGUGACCCGCUCGGCCACCAUGCUGGCACUCUUCGGCAUCGCUCUGUCCUCGUUCAGCCUGAAGCAGCUGCUGGCCAAGAAGCAGAAGCACCAGGGAUUGCGGAAGCUCUAGGAGCAAAUAACUAGCCAAGAAACGGAAUGAAGAAGUGGGGGGAGCCAUGCGCCAUGUCCUGAGCCCGCGCACAUUCACUUAAGUUCAUCAUCAUGUUCAUGUUGUAUAUUUUCCUAAGUUAAGUCAUCUACUACACUCACUCACUCAGCACAGACGGCCGGAGCUCAGGCAUGGGGGCCAGGAUUAUUUUAUACCCAUAAAGGAGAUGUAUAUUUUCUUGUUUACACAUGCAGAGCCAACUAAAAGGAAUACAUUUGUGAUAAAAACAAAAAAGAAACGCGUAUGAGUUUAGCCAAGAAACUAGCAAACUAAACAAAAGGGAAAAAAAGAGUAGAAGAAGCGCUAAAUUAAAGGAAAUCCGAAAUUAUCGUUACCGCCGCUUUUUAGUUAUAAAUAUUUUAUGUGUAAACAAGUCCAUCAUAUACGUAUAUUUAUUUACAAAUUGUCAGCAGAUCAGAGAAACGACCUAGUUAGAAGGGAUAGAAACUAUAGUGACAUCGCUGGAUGGCAGACAGGGAGCAGGCUGCAACAGUAUCCACGAAACCAACUAGUUGUAGUUCCUAAUUCUAAUAAAUGCAUUAUAUUCAAUUGGA
Molecule: messenger RNA, 1023 nt
Organism: Drosophila kikkawai
Lineage: Eukaryota; Metazoa; Arthropoda; Insecta; Diptera; Drosophilidae
Source: RefSeq, a predicted model, not a curated record